Messenger RNA from Microthlaspi erraticum, 2079 nucleotides. Lineage: Eukaryota; Viridiplantae; Streptophyta; Magnoliopsida; Brassicales; Brassicaceae. The record is from the annotation of a GenBank genome assembly.
AUGGCGUCGCUCCAUCUCCCGCAUUUCCUGCCUCACCAUCUCCGGCGGAAUCAUUUCCCCGCCGAUUAUCGAAGGAACCGUUGCAGAUGUUGUUUGUCUUCUUCGGCGACGAGUGAAGAAGGUUCCACGGCGGUUGUGUGGUUUAAGCAUGACUCUCGUGUUGAUGAUCAUCCUGGUCUCCUCGCCGCGUCCAAGCACAGAAUUGUCAUACCUCUCUACGUCCUCGAUCGCCGCAUUCUCUCUCGAUACACAACGGACACCUUAGAACUAGCUCUUAUAGCAUUGGAAGAUUUAAGAAAAUCCUUGAAGAAGCAAGGAUCAAAUCUCAUGCUCAGAUAUGGGAAGGCAGAAAAUGUCAUUGAAGAUCUUGUCAAAGAGGCCCAAGCUCCCUUUGUCUUUGCGGAAGAAGAAGUAGAAUACCAUCUGUGUGAGGUUUUGGAUGCUGUUAAGAAAAAAAUGGAAGGCGUUUCUUUUCUUGGAGAACCACCGAGGAUUGUUGUUUGGCGGACUCCUUUUUAUGAGACCCAAAAUUUUCCGGACCUGCCACAAUCUUGGGAAGAGUUUAAGAAACUAAAGCUGCCUCUCACUUUGCCAGUUCCUGCAGCAAGGUUUUCAUCUCCAGGAAGUGAAUUGCAGUGGGGUCCUAUGCCAACACUCGAUGACCUCGAGGAGUAUAUGAAGGAAAGUUCAUGCGGAAAAGAGAAUAGCUGGAAGGAAAUGUCACAUGCAUCUGCUGAAAGAGUAUUAAUGGAAAGGGUUGGUAACUUGAAGGAAAGCAGUAUGAAGCCAAUUCUGGAUGGAAGUUUAGGGAAGAAGGUGCACAACUCUGCUUUUAUCACGAGAGAAAGAGAUACUGUUGGAGGUGGAACUGAGGCUGUACUUAAUGCCUUAGCUGGAUACUUAAGAUACUUGGAGGGUACAAGUCGAGAUGACUGGCAAGAGGUUCAUGCAAGGCUUCGUGAUGCCGAAAUUAGGCCCGGGGCUUCAUUUUUCAAACUUUUUGGACCUGUCCUGUGUCUUGGUAUUGUAUCUAGAAGACGGAUUUACUACGAAGCAAUCGAGUACGAAAAGGAAAGAAAUGCUGGAUUUAUAUCUCCGUUUGGGUAUUCAGCUGCUACUGUGUCUGCUGCAACUGACGCUGUGUGCUCUAUGGAGUGGUAUUCACUCGUGGCUCUAAAUAAAAAGAGCGUUAUAAGGAUUUGGAGAUGGAAGGGUUAUCUCAUUCAGUACACAGUGGUUGGCAAUGAAGGCCCUGCCGUUCUUCUUGUGCAUGGCUUUGGUGCUUUUCUAGAGCAUUACCGGGACAAUGUAGACAGCAUCGUAAACAGCAAGAACCGAGUAUGGACCAUCACAGUCUUGGGUUUUGGGAAAUCAGAGAAGCCAAAUAUCAUAUACACGGAGCUUUUAUGGGCUGAGUUGCUGCGGGAUUUUAUGAUUGAAGUAGUUGGUGAACCAGCACAUUGCGUAGGGAAUUCAAUUGGAGGGUAUUUCGUUGCAUUAAUGGCCUUUCUUUGGCCGGCUUUGGUUAAGUCCGUUGUCCUUGUUAACAGUGCUGGCAAUGUGGUACCUCGAUACUCUCCUCUCCUAAUCUCUAGAGAAAGACGAGUUCCAUUUGGUGCACAGCUUGGUGCUCGACUUCUUCUCUUGUUCCUACAAUUCAAUGUCAAAAAGCUAUUGAAGGACUGUUAUCCAGUUAAACCUGAGAGAGCUGAUGAUUUUCUCAUCACUGAAAUGCUAAGAGCAUCUCAAGACCCUGGUGUGGUUAUGGUCCUGGAAAGUAUCUUCGGAUUUGAUCUUUCGCUUCCUUUGAAUUACCUCCUCAAAGGGUUUGAGGAAAAAACUUUAGUUAUACAGGGAAUGAAAGAUCCCAUUUCGGAUCCGCAGAAGAAAGUGGACUUACUGAAGGAGCUUUCUCCAGGAAUGGUGAUUAAAAAGGUCAAUGCAGGUCACUGUCCCCACGAUGAGAUCCCAGAGGAGGUGAAUCCGAUUAUCUGCGAAUGGAUAGUGAAGGCUGAUAAGCAUGAACAAGCACUAAAAGCCUCAUCCCAGCAAAUUUACUACAGUAAUAAACAAAACUAA